This is a messenger RNA of Quercus lobata, 1271 nucleotides long. RefSeq names its product transcription factor TGAL1-like. Lineage: Eukaryota; Viridiplantae; Streptophyta; Magnoliopsida; Fagales; Fagaceae. The record is from RefSeq and is a predicted model, not a curated record. The transcript is spliced from 7 exons. Bases 8 to 580 code for a protein of 190 amino acids.
AAGGUUCAUGGAAGCGCGUGAGAACCAGAACUCUGACAAGAAUCAAAGGCAUGAAAGGGUUCAAUUGACUGCUGUUGUGGCUUCUGAUUCCAGUGAUAAAUCAAAAGAGAAAUCAGGGGGUCAAAAGCUUCUUGUGAAGCAAUUGGAGCCUUUAACCGAGCAACAAUUGGUAGGCAUUUACAACUUGCAGCAGUCAUCCAAGCAGGCUGAAGAUGCUCUGUCACAAGGCAUGGAGGCAUUGCAACAACCCAUGGCUGAGACACUGGCCAACGGCUCACCUGGCUCAUCAGGAUCAUCUGAGAAUGUGGCAAACUAUAUAGGUCAAACGGCCAUGGACAUAGAAAAGCUUGGAACACUUGAGGGAUUCCUUCGCCAGCAUGAAAGGGUUCAAUUGACUAUUGUUGUGGCUUCUGAUUCUAGUUAUAAAUCAAAAGAGAAAUCAAGGGAUCAAAAGGCAUGUGUGCAACAACUUGAGAGUAGCCGCCUAAAGCUAAAUCAACUAGAACAAGAGCUCCGGUUAGCCCGCCAGCAGCUUCUUGUGAAUCAAUUGGAGCCUUUAACUGAGAUGCUCUGUUACUAGGCAUGGCGGCAUUGCAACAAUCCCUGGCUGAGACAUUGGCCAAUGGCUCACCUAGCCGGUUAGGAUCAUUUGGGAAUGUAGCAAACUACAUAGGAAAGCUUGGAACACUUGAGGGAUUCCUUUGCUAGGCAAUCAGCUCGUGCACUUCUUGCAAAAAAUGACUAUUCCUCUCGUCUUCAAGCCCUUAGUCUCCUCUGGCUUGUGCGGCCAUGGGAAUGAGAAGCACAAAAAUUGUCUUGAUGAAGUUCUUUUGAAGAUUGACUCAACCCAUCUUAUCAAAGGAUCGCUAAGCAUUGAGUUCUUAAUGGAUCAGUCAUGGUUCACCAUUCAGUGGAUUGCUGUUGAUCUUUAACCCCAAAUUCCUUUGGGGAUUGGGUUGUCAUGCAUUAGUCAUAUUGAUGAUGAAAUUGAAAUUUGUAAAUCUCUUUGUUGUUGAUUUGGUCUCCAUCUGCACUUCUAGUGUCACAUGUGUUUACCUAGGUCAUUUAUUCUCAUUUCUUAUGUUGUUGAUUUGGUCUCCAUAUGCACUUCUAGUGUCACAUAUGUUUAUCUAUGUCGUUUAUUCUCAUUUCUUAUGUUUAAACUUUAGUUCUAAUAAUCUGAUUAUGUUAGAUGUUUAAUAGAACCAGGAAGGACAAUAUGAUAGUAUUUGUAAUGUAGGUUACAAUAAUUAGUUUGUAUACCAAAAUUA